AUGCGUACCCGCCCCUUUGCCUUGCUGGCUUCAAUCUUGAAGCUAGUCGCCCUGGUGUCGUCCGCUCCAACAUCAACGGGGAGCUUGAAGGCGGUCACUAUGAAUGUCGCAGGCCUUCCUGCUAUCUUCAACAACAACGGAGAUGGAGACAAAAAGGAGAAUUCGAUCACCAUUGGCAAGAAGUUCGCACAAUACAACUUCGACUUGAUCAAUGUGCAAGAAGACUUCAACUAUCACGCCUACAUCUACGACCACGACGAUCAUCCGUACCGCACCCCCACCUCCGGCGGCGUUCCCUUCGGUUCUGGGCUCAACACCUUGAGCACAAUCCCCUUUAGGGACCUUCUCCGUGUCAAGUGGAGCAAAUGUGACCUCAGCCAAGGCGACUGCCUCACACCCAAGGGCUAUACUGCCGUCACACUGGAAUUGCCGUCAGGAGGCGAGGUGGAUGUGUACAAUCUGCACAUGGAUGCCGGCGACCACAGCGGCGAUUCCAGUGCUCGCAAAUCCAACUUCGAUCAGCUCGCCAAAGCCAUCGCCGACCGAUCGGACCCAGCCGGAAGAGCAGUGAUCGUAAUGGGCGAUACCAACAGCCGUUAUACACGUCCUCUAGACAAUCUAUCACAGUUUCUCUCUCAGACCAAGCUGAUCGAUACUUGGGUCGAACUGGUAAGGGACGGUAAAGCUCCUGCUUCCACAGACCCUGCUCUGUUAUGUGCUGACCCCAUUCCGACAACGACCAACUGCGAAGUGGUGGAUAAAGUGUUCUACAGGAAUGGCAAAAGCGUCACAUUGCGACCUAGCGACUGGCAGUACCUGGCUGAAGAGUUCGUCGAUAGUUCGGGCAAGCCUCUAUCUGAUCACGCGCCUAUCUCGGUCAAUUUUACUUAUAUCACUGCUUGA
Messenger RNA from Ustilago hordei, 903 nucleotides. RefSeq lists its product as uncharacterized. Gene Ontology annotation, cellular component: cytoplasm. The record is from RefSeq and is a predicted model, not a curated record. Bases 1 to 903 code for a protein of 300 amino acids. Gene Ontology annotation, molecular function: sphingomyelin phosphodiesterase activity. NCBI's taxonomy places the organism in Eukaryota, Fungi, Basidiomycota, Ustilaginomycetes, Ustilaginales, Ustilaginaceae. The transcript is spliced from 2 exons.